This is a messenger RNA of Ornithorhynchus anatinus (platypus), 741 nucleotides long. RefSeq names its product microseminoprotein beta (gene MSMB). Lineage: Eukaryota; Metazoa; Chordata; Mammalia; Monotremata; Ornithorhynchidae. The record is from RefSeq and is a predicted model, not a curated record. Bases 16 to 471 code for a protein of 151 amino acids. The transcript has 4 exons.
GCCAUUGAACCAUUUAUGUACAUAGUGUUUACUCAUUGUUCUGAACCGUGUGUGCUGUAUAUAAUCUCACGGCCAGAGUUGCUUUCCACAUCCCGGGGACUUGGAAGGCGAAGAUCAUUUCACAGGAUGAAGUGUUUCCUGGGCAUCCUCAUAGCCUUUGGCCUCACAGUGACGGGCUGCGAUGCAGAAUGCAUAUUUAGAAGACUCUAUUUCAACCCACUCAAAGUCACCACUGGCUGUGUGGACCAGCUUGGGGUAGAGCAUGGAUUCAAUACUGUUUGGAAGACCAAAGAGUGCUACGAGUGCAGCUGUUCCACCAUUGGAAUAAGCUGCUGUAACUUAGCAACUAAACCUUUUGGCUUUGAUGUAGAGAAGUGCUCAGCCAUUUUCCACAUAGAGUCCUGCAGCUACUCUCUGGUGUCCAAGUUCGACCCUUCAAAAACUUGUGCGGCGGCUCAGUGGAUACGUUAAAGGAUAACACCCUCUCAGAAAUGUUUCUCCGCUGCACACCUCCACUCCAGCCAAAGGAAAUACUCCGGCUAGCUGGGGUCGUUGGGGCCCCAGAGACAGGGCUGUGAAGAAUUCUCAUCACCUUGUUGUCCUUCGUUGUGUACAGAGUGCCAAAAAGUACAAUGUGAUUUGUAUCUAAUACUCCCCACUUCUCUUGGUAGCCAUGUCUCGGUCAAUGAGCUGUGUGGAGACCCCUUGAACCCCUGUAGAAUAAAAUCAGAGAGAGCAUCA